CCACGCGAUGAGAAUAGAAUGAGAAGGGAGAGGGAGAGUGAGCAAGAGAGGGAGAGAGGAACGAACCAGGGAAGCGAGAGACUUACACACACCACAAGCAUUGGAAAUUGAAGGAGUUGGUGUGCAGCUCGCAAGAAGGCAGAGUCUGUGUGGACGGGCCCAGGGGCUGCACAGCUCCAGUGCUCUCUCUGCUUCUAACGUGUGCUGAGCCCUGCUCUGCUCUGCUGUGCGCUCCACUACGCUCUACGCUGCUAGCCUGUGUGACUGGCUGUCUGCGCUCAGCUGAGAAAGAGAGUGAGAAAGGGAGAGCAACUACUACUGCUACAGAUGUGAGGCUUUCCCCAGUGCUGGCUAUACUAUACCGCUCCUGAGGACUCCCAGACGGUAAAUUGACAGAUUGGUGGUCCACGAUGAGAGCGGAGAGAUAAUCGCGCAGAGAGCCGCCCUCCCAUCCCUGCCGUUUGUGCCAAUGGAAGCAGCGUAUUGAUCCAUACUCCCAGACUCAUCAUGCCUCUGCCUCACAGAUAGCAUCUCUGAGGACCAGGCCUGCCCAGCAAGCCUCGCCUGCACCAUGGCAGGAGAGACUCAGCACACGUACGCUGUCAAAAAGCUGGAUGCUGAGUUCAAACUGCAGGAUGAGGGUACUGCACUGGAGCAGUACAGUAGCAGUGAGAAAGCCACAAAAGAGUCUUCAGAGCACUUCUCAAGUUCGGACGUGGAGGAGAGGACAAUCAGCAGAGGGGCCAAGUUUGUAGACAAGGACAGAGACUAUACUCAGCAGCGCGAGGCUGUGAUCCGACCUCAGCAGGCGGGGAAAAUAGACUUCAAGUCACUGCAGAACAAGCCUAAGUUCGCCAGCAACAGGACGUGGCCCGGUGGCAAAGGCAGCCCCCAAUCCCCCAGCGGAAAGAACCGGAACCGAGACAAGGGUAAGAGGUCAGGGAAGUCGGAGCGCGGUAACCCACAGCAGCUAUACAGACUCAGCAUCACCAACCCACGCUCUAACCCUACAAUCGGAAUCGCCUACCCACAGCAGAAGGUCUCGCCACCCAAGAAGCUGGAGGCCAGUCGAGGCCCUGUGUCGGGCAGCUACAGGUUCCACGUGCCCAGUAUACCAGAGCGAGAGGCCGAGCUGCAGCAGGAGGAGCUCAACUACAGCCGCUGCUUUCAGGAGACCUCCUCCAAUCUCACCUCCCCAAGCUAUACCUCACAGGCACUGGGAACCACAGGUGGGUCAUCCACCCACCAGCAGCCACCCCAGCAGCAGCAGCAACCAGGCCCAAUGGAGAACAAUAAUAACACACAGCCAAGCGGCCAGCUGCUCUUCCCAGAAUUUCAGUUGAGUGGCUCCAAUGACUGGCAGUCUCCAGAGAGGACUUUUAAUGGUUCUAAUUAUGGGAUUUCCUCACAAAAAUCCACAGUUCUCUCGGAGGUGAACAAGGCAAAUGGCAGCUUUCUGCCAUUUCAGUACGGAUACCUCUUAUUGGAAGACUCAAACCCAGACCCUUUUCCCUGUGAUCAGAACCCCCAAUCCCAGGACUAUAUAGACUCCUCUUUGACUCCUGCCCAGGUGACUCUUAACUCUUUUACCUUUCAGACAUCUGGGGAGGGUCAGGAGGGGGUUCAGAAUAACACUCAAUUCAACAGUGACCAGCGACAGGACAGGUCUUCCUACCCCCAUCCUCCACAGCCACCACAGUACCUGCAAGCACCACAAGGGGCCGCGUCCUCUAUGCACUGCACCAGGGGCCUGAGUGAGGACUCAGCUAGUAGUGAGAGCUCUGGCUCUAUCUCCCAGCAGUCAGAUCAGGGUAAGAGUUCCCUGCCAGAUAGCACGGACACUUUCGUCCAGGCAGACAAUCGGGAUGUAGCCCUUACUUCAGGGAGCAAGAGGAGUUGCCACCCCAAAGACAGUGCUGCCAGCCAGAGAACACACAUUCAAGCCAGUGUACACCAUGCCAGAAAUAUUGCACAAGGUCCAAACUCCCAAAUGCACUUUUCAAACAAAGCCUACAACAGCAGCCCUCCACUCAAUAGCAUCCACAUGAGCUCUGUGCCUUUUGACAAAAGCGUCAAACCCAAGCCCCAUAUCCAUAACCCAGCCUCUAGCAGCACAUGUUCCUCACUCUCCCCAGCCUCAACAAGCCCUGUCAACCUCUCUGAGGACAGUCAGUUAUCAAAGACUGGGCAUCCCCCUCCAUUUUAUCACCAGCACCAACUGAAGGCACAAGGACCCACAGAUCACCUCAGCACUAACUCUCACCAUUUCCACUCAGACGCCUCCCGUAAUCUGCCUUACGCCCCAGAGAGGGAAAAAGAUGACAUGAUGAACUACCUGCAGAAUAACGAACACCAAAAGCCUAGUAUGGAAGGCAACAAGGGCUAUAUGGAGGGCUUUGGGGUGGAGCACCACCCCCCUCCACCACCAUACUCUGCACAUCAACUGUUAGCCACGUCUUUAGCCACGGCAAACCUUGACCAACUGGAUGUGCUUCUCACGUGCAAGCAGUGUGAUCAGAACUUCACUAACCUGGCCUCAUUCCUUGGCCAUAAGCAAUACUGUGGACAGCAUGCAUUUUCACAGAAAGUGGAUGACACCAGAACAACUCCAGGAAGUUCAACACAGUUUCACAAUGACAUGACAAAAGAUCCAUCCUCUGGGACCAGUUUAUGUCAACGUGUCUCCAUGCCAAGGUGUCCAACUGACCUUCACCUGUCUCUGCUGGGGCUCAAUAAGAAUGGAGAGCUGAUGUCUGACAGCGAAACAAAAGGAGAUUCUAAGGAUGACCCCAUGAAACUUAACCUGUUCACUGGGGCAGGUAACAUUCCUGUCGCUCUUCCUGACCUGGAGAUGGAGGAUGCAAAAUUAGAUAGCCUAAUCACUGAGGCUCUAAAUGGACUGGGCUAUCAGUCAGACAAUGCAGAGAUUGACAGCAGCUUCAUUGAUGCAUUCACAGAUGAUGAUCCCGCCACUGUCAAAGUAUCGUCAAACAGGCAGACUCUGAAAACCAAAGACUCAAUGGUCUUUGAGGGCAAAAUCAAACAAUCUACUGAAAAUGAUAGGUCUCUGACACAAGGAAAAUAUCUUUAUGACUCAGACAAAGCGAGCCUUCAGACAGAAAACAACCACACAGUAAGCAAACUUGAGAAGACCACUCUGAAUUUUGAGCAGGAUGAGAAAAUCAACAUCAAAAAAGAACUCUCUCAUAUAAAUUCAAGGAUCGCCUCAGGGGAGAAACCGAGGGAGCAAGAAAAUAAAGUGAAAGAUAUAAGAAAGCUGUGCAAGAGUGAAAAGGAAAACACUAACACUCCAAGGUUCCUCUUAUCCAGCACAUUUUCAGAACGUUGUGGAGUUCGAAGCCUCCGGGAUAGCUCUUUGUUGAGUGGCUCAACCUCUUCCCAAGUCUCCUCGGCAAACAGGAGUUCCCCAACCCAGAGGACUACAGCAAGGGAGAAUAAAAGGAAAAGGACCGGUGCCGGUACCUGGAGCAAAGAACUCAUCCACAAAAUAGUUCAACAGAAAAACAAGUUACACAAGCUCCAUGUAAAAGGCACCAAAAACCUCCAAUUCUCACUGGUGAUGGAGAGAUUGACGCCCACGGUGCCAAACCCUACAUUUGGGGAGUAUGACUAUGUCUCAGACUCAGAUGACGAGUCUGAGCCUGUGAAGACAGCAAGCCAAGGUCGCCUGAGCCAAAGCAGUCGCUGCAAGUACACCUACACAAAGGAGUGCAAAUGGAGGGCUAGGAGCGACAGGGACAGUGCAGCAUGGAGGCACGAGUCAAAAGAGUGCUUUGAGGUGAAGAAAGCUGAAGAUGUCUCCUUGUCUCUAGAGAAACCUGGCUCUCACCAGAGACUUGGGAGGAGAGGCAGCAGGUCAUCCACUAGCAGUGAAGUCAGCACGUCUGUGAGUAUCUCCAGCGAUGGCAUCAACAGCCCCAAAAGCACUGACCGCACAGACUCAGACUGUGAGAAAAGGGUGGAGAUCAAGAGGAAAGACUCUUCCGAGCAGAGAACCUACGAGCGAUCUUCACAGAAGUUAUGCAAAGAGUCUAGCACACAACUAGCACUGACAUUCACCAAAUCUACUCAGAGUGCACUCAUGGACGAAGUGUGCCUGUCUCCAAUUGAACUUCAGGAGCCUCUGACACAGAAAGAUACAUCAGAUCUGAUCCCAUACCCCCUAGAGCAGGACCAGAGUCUUAUGAAGUCUCCUCUCUCAUUUGACACAUCGUCAAUGUUCGGGGACCUCUCAGUGGCAGGAUUUGAAAAUGGCCUCUACACUGACAUUCCAUUGCACAAAGAAGGUUUCAACUCCUUAAAUACCACCAAUGACAAAAAGGAGGUGUUUAGCGCAUCAUCCUUUCUUUCUCCUUUCUUGGAUCAGAGGGACUGGGGCCUUAUGGUCGAUGUCAGCCCCAUGUUACCGGAUGACAUAUCCCAAUACAAAGACGGCUCUGAUAAAUUAAAUGAAAAGAAAUCAGAUUACAAUCAUGUUCCUUUGUCUCUGCCAGACAAAAUAAUAGACUACAGUACAAAUCUCAACAGCUGUGCGUCAGAAGAUGAGCUAGAGAUAAAGAGGAUUGUGACCGAGUUGGAAAAUCAGCUCCAGACAGCCAAGCUGAGUCCACCACUGCUUACUGAGGAGUCCCCAAAGCAGCUGAAGAUGAGCAAAUUCUCCCCUCUGCGUCUGGACGACGAAUCUGAGAAUGAAGACACUGGUCUAGAUAUGGGCUGCCCUGUGCAAAGCAUGGCGCUGGCAGUGUCAAUAAUGCCAUCUGACCCACAUUCAGAGUCCUUUGCUGAGCAUAGUCUACCAUGGUCCAGUCCAUUUGAGUUUGAGUUGAUGGAGGGACAGCAUACUCCAACCCAUGACGAACCCAUUGUCCUUGAACAAUUUAGCAAGAAGGAUGAUCGUGAACACAGUAUGACAACUACAACCUCAAAUACAGAGAAAGUGAAAGAGCAACUGAAACAGGAGGACCACAGAGAUGAAGACAUGGAUGUUGACAAGAGAACUGACAUAGAGAAAUCUGAGGAGAUUCUAGAGAGUAAGACCUAUGCCGAAAACCUGAUGAAAAGCCUGGAAGUGAUAUCAGAUUCCAUUUUCAAAAAUGAUCCCAUAACACCUGAAGAGGAGGAGCCAAACCUCACCUCACGUAAGAGCCCAGCACACUUACACAGUGAAAGCCAAACUCCAUCUGCUGAUGCAGCUGAAGGUGGAGAUCAUGAUGAAAUGGUGAUUCCUGAUGACGUGAAUAUUAAAUCCACACACUUCAGGUCACAGCCUCCUCUCUCUAAAAAAACAGAGCUCCCAUCUGAUGUAAUAAAAGAGAUUGUUUCACUCCAGCCAACUGAGUCUCUACCUAACGACGAUAGUGGGUCAGAAUUCAAAGACAUCCCAAUCAUGAGCAAUGUCACUGAAGACAAUAGUGUUAUAGAAACGGAUUAUUGCUCAAACACUGAAAUGGAUAAUCAACCAAUGGCUGAGGAGACCUAUGAGAAUCAGAAGCUAGAGGACUAUGGGGAUGAAAUCCUUGAAGCCAAAAGUGCCCUCCCUGAUCAUACAGAGCGUCUAGAUACUACCAUUGAUGAGCAUACAGAGCUUCUAAAGACUUCCAUUGAUGAGCAUACAGAGCUUCUAGAUACUACCGUUGAUGAGCAUACAAAGCUUUUAGAUACUUCCAUUGAUGAGCAUACAGAGCUUCUAGAUACUACCGUUGAUGAGCAUACAGAGCUUCUAGAUACUACCAUUGACGAGCAUCCAGGGCUUCUAAAUACUUCCAUUGACGAGCACACAGAGCUUCUAGAUACUUCCACUGAUGAACAUACAGAGCUUCUAGAUACUACCAUUGAUGUGCAAGCAGAGCUUCUAGAUAGCACCAUUGUUGAGCAUACAGAGCUUCUAGAUACUUCCAUUGAUGAGCAUCAGGAGCCAGUGGAGGACAUCAGUCUCAAUGCUAAGUCUGUGAGCCAGCCCUCGAAUGGGUCCAACCGAGCAGACCAGGAAAUGGAUGUCAACUUGGAUAAUAAACCUGAAGAGGUAGAAAAUGCAUCUGAGGAACAAUCCAUAUACGUCCAAAGUCACUGUAAGAGUGUAUGUUCCUCACCAUCUGCAAAUGAACAGACGGAGGACAGUUCAACAUGUGUAAUGAAGGAAGACAACAUUGAUUCCAAAAGUACAAUACAGAACCAAGUGAUAAGUCAUACAGUUUCUCUGAGGUGUAGCUCCCCCAUGAAUGAUAAUACCAAUCAAUCAACCCAUGUCUUCAUGGAGACUGUCGCAGUUAAGCCUUGCAGUCCACUGUUGAUGGAAACCAAUACAGAACAUCCUAGCCACACAUCACCCUUUUCCAACAUUGACUCAGAUGAUGAAAGCACCAUGUUGGUCAUUGCUGAGUGUGACAGUGACCUUGACAGUGAUGCACACAUGGAACAUACACCUGAGGACAAAGAAACAGAAAUGAAACCUGGAUGUGAGGCUAACCAUAGACAAAGAGAAACGAUUCCAGAAGUUGAAAACAUCCAGGAACAAGUUCCCUUACAUCUCAUGGCAUCUCCCCAGCACUCACCAUGCAAAGAGGAUUUGCAGAUGGACGAAAGGCUGGAUAUUAUUCCAGAGGAUGCUCCUCCAUCCAGUCCUGUUCUACCAGCUUCUCCACACACACCUGUGGACAACUCUAACACACAAGAACAAGAACAUCCACAGCCAAUCACAUGCAAUAAUAUAGAUACUAUCCCAGCAUCAAUCCAAUCUCCCAAGGAAGAAAAUUGUAAUGACAUAAAUGCCAAAGAAGCAUUGCAUAUUGAUGACUCAUUGACCAGAAGAGCUGAGAUGGAGUACUCUUUAGUAAGUCCUCCUCAACUGGACUUGGGAAUCACAGACAGUAAAAUAUGUAGCACUGACGCCUGCAUUCCUUCCCCGCUACCCUUGACCAUUGCAACAGAGGAAUCUGAGGCAAUGGAGGCCCUUACGAAGAGAGUCUCUGUAUCACUGUAUGAUUUCAAAUUAAGCCCACUAAACUACAAUUACAUUCCAGAUGAGCCUCCACAACUGAGUCAGUUCGAUUACACUCCUAUCUCCCCAGCCAAUGUGGAUGAGGAGGAACCAGCCUUCAAGCAGAGCCCCAAGGACGACUGUGAACCUUGUGAUCGCAGUGAUGACGCGACAUUGACAUCAGACAAAAGACUGUGUGACAUAGAGACAGAGGUACCUAUGAGUCCAGACCAUACAGCCAAGCUAAGUCCACCAGAUGAAUCUUUGAACAAGAGCAACAUCCAAAAUGACAUAAAAUGUCCAUCCAUUUUACUGGGUCUUCCUUCUCAGAGCACUGCUCCGUCCACUGGCGAUUUGGACAUUUGCCCGGCUCCCCUUCAAACGAUUGAUUAUUUGGACUUACAUGUUGACUUGCUGAAGAGAGUGGAUCCAGAGGCCCUGGAUAUGUAUAAGGUCCCUAGUGAGCUGAACACCCUUGCUUUUAUAAAGGACAUCUCAGAUAAUCAGCACACGCCCAAACCACUGAUCAUCUGUGAGAAUGAGCCAACCUCAUUACCAUCAGACCAAACAGAAUCACUAACAGUUGAGGAAGGUCAGUGCUCAGUAACCCACCAGCAAGAGGAAGAAACCACCCAGAAAAAGAUACAUCUGUGUGAGAUAUGCUCAAUGUGUUUCCGGACAGUGCCAGGAUUGAAGAGACACAAGGCCAUGAAACAUUUGAUCAGGACUGAAAGAAGCCCAAUUUUGGAAAAUGCAAAUCAUCAAGGGAGUCUACACAGUUACCAAACAUCCCAGUCUAUAGAAACAGGAAAUAAAAAGGAUCUAGAGCUCCUGGUUCCACACACCUGUUUGCAAACAGAAAGCAAUGAGGCUUCUGAGAAUCACUGUCCUGUGACAAGUAAUAGCUCCUUCGUAACCAAACAAGGAGAAACUAAUUUUAUCCUGGAGAACAUCGCAAGUGAAACAAAUAUGGCAGUGCCAGCUGAUGACAUAGUCCAUCAAAUGCCUCCUCAGUUUACAAAAGCGAAGAAAAUCUACAAAACACGGAAGAACAGAAACAAGGAAGUGAAUGUGAAGCCGGACCCAUUCUCUGACGAGCUUCUCAAUAUAUUGAAAACAGACAUAUUACAGGCUAUUACUCCUGAAUUCCAAACCCAGGUAAAGCAAGGAUGCUGCAAGUCACCAGAGAAACAAGACAUAAUCCAUUAUCUUGUUAACCACAAAGUUACAGAGCAGGAGGAAGUCCCGUUUACUGUAACAAGUAACAGUGGCAUUGAACAGAUGCCAAUGUCUCCAAUGGAGCUUACAAAUCUGGCUAUGGUCUUGACUCAAAGCAACAAUGAUACAGAAGAGGUGAAAAGCACAAAUCUGCCAGAGAUCAUCAAUGGAGUAGCGGAAGUUAGUAUGGGAGUAUCUGUCAGUAAGGAUAUUAGUAGAGAGUAUGAUAUGUCUAGAGAGAAUUUGCAUGACACAAAAGAGGCAUGUGAGCAACAAACUAAAGAUGAGAGUAAUGCCAAAGAGAUACUGGGAGAGGUUGCAGUAAAGAUUGAAUGUGAGAAAAACAGUGGCCCGACAGAUGAGGUGGAUAAUAUCUCCUGUUUUAAAUCUUCUCUUGCAAGCCCUCCUAGACUAAGUGCUGACUUGAAUGCUUUUCUUGAUGAAAGCACAUUCUCCCAGUUAUUCCCCACUAGAAAUGAGGAACUGAAAAGGAAAAAAUUUGCAAAGGUUUACGGUAAGAAGAACAAGAAGCAGAAACUAUCAACCGAUUCACCGUUAGUUCAAGACCAUCCUCCUCCUGACCUAUAUCUCAAAAAGAAAGAUGACGAUACAGAAAAUCAGAUAGACCAAACAUUUGUCAGCAAUCAAAAUGACCCUUGUGAAUAUGAAACAAUAUCCAUUGACGAUGCUAUCAUGUUGAACAUGUGUCAUAAUAGCACAUUAAAGAGUGAUUCCAAAAAAGUAUGUACCAUGAAAGGAGACACAACAGACCACAAAGACAAUCAUGAGAAUGGUGUGGACCAUGGCAGUGACUUCCUAUGCCAACCUGAGAGCACUAUCGACAAAGCAUCAUUGGCAUGGAGUGCCUUCAACGACUCUGUUACAGAUACUGUGAUCUCCUCUGACCAAAAUCCCUGUAAAGCAGAAGCCCCAAUACCACCAUGUCCACUUCCUAUUAUAGCCUCUUCUGCACCUUAUCCUGGAGAGCCAUUUGCUACAGACAACGUGUCUCCUUUCCACAGCAUUGACAUCCCAAACCUCAAUACCACAUUCCAGCUACCAGAAAUUCAAUUAUUUGACUCCAACAAGGACAUCCCAUUAGAAAGACCCAUUGUCACUGAUUAUGCGGAGACCAGAGACACUGCAAAGGCCAAGAAGCUCACAGAACACAGGGGAAGGAAACGACAAGAGGGCAGCGUGAAGAUCAAGGACAAACAGUACAAGUGCAAGGUGUGCUUCACCUGGUUCCUUACCCUGGGGGAGCUCAACUUCCACAAGUUAUCCCACAACCCCUCUCCACCUCCCACCUGCUACAUGUGCGUCCAGCGCAAGUUCAGCUCCCGGGAGCAGCUGAGGGACCACCUGAGGGAAAAACACGCCAAGAACAAGGCCGGCAUCUGGACCUGUGGCAUGUGCCUGAAGGAGAUAUCAGACGUGUGGAUGUACAAUGAGCACUUACGGGAGCAUGCCACGCAGUUUGCCCGCAAGGGCCAGUCACACAGCGCUAUCCUGGGGAGUCUGCCAGGCUCUGGCAUGCAGGAGUCAGCCGUGAAGAACUUCAUCACCUCCAUCAUGCAGCGCCGCCCCAGCAAGGCCAGCAGAGACACCAGUAAGGUCUCCAACAAGGAGAAACUAGCCGUAGUAGAAAACACAGAGCAGGUGAAAACUACAGAGGUAGGUCAGCCCAAAGUUGUCAAGCCUAAAGGGAACAGUGAAAAAGUGGGGAAACCGAGCGCGCUGACACCAGUUGAGGUUCUGCACAAUACAGAGCCAGUGCCAAAGAAUGUGGAGAUGCACCCCAACUGUAAAGACCCCUCGAGAGACUGCCACCACUGUGGCAAGCAGUUCCCCAAACCCUUCAAGCUUCAGAGGCAUCUGGUUGUGCACAACUUAAAUAAGAUUUUUCUGUGCCACAAAUGCCCAGUAACCUACCAGGAGCCACAGGAACUAAAAUAUCAUCUGAAGAAUGAGCAUGAGGAGGUGGAUGAGCUUGACUCAAAGCAUACCACCCUCUACACCUGUGAGCUGUGUGCAGAUGUCAUGCAUGUGAUCAAGAAAUCUUUCAUCUGCAGCACCUGUAACUACACCUUCUCUAAGAAAGAGCAGUUUGACCGACACAUGGAAAAGCACUUAUCAGGAGGGAAUAAGAUCUUCAAGUUUAGAGGCGUUCUCAGACCUAUCAAGACAUCUCCCUCCAAAGAGAACGAUGAGUGUGAAUUGCCAGCAAACAAAAAGAGAAAAAUCCUUACUGACAUUCUACAAGAGAACAGCUCUGACAGUGGCAUCGCCAGCAUAGCCUCACUGCACUUACAUAAGAGUGCUGAGAUGCCAGUUCUGAAACUCUCUGUACACACAACAGAGGACUUUACACAGACCAGUGCAGGUGAAUAUCAUACUGAAAAUUAUGCCAGUGUGAAGACAGAGGACAUGGCUGAGGAAUACUCUGACAUGCUGGUAGAGCUGGAGCAUUGUACGUUUCACCUGGGCUCGGAAGGUCUCUCAACUGCUACACCCAAAACAGAGGACAUUGAUCCCAGUCCUUCACCUAAGCUGCCUGUUAGAGACAUUGGUGAGGCCGAUGGCAAGUCAUUCACAGAGCCAUGUGAUGUGAAGGAAGAGCAUGAUCCACUUGCGAGCAGUAUAGCUGAAAAGGAAAAGGAGUGCUUUGCCAAUGCUAAGCAGAGCACUCCUGUGAGCAGCAUACAGACUACCACAGCAGAAGCUGAAAAGAAGACACAGAGGACAGAUUCCAUGGCAUCGGAUGAGGAGUUGUACGUUAGUUUCCGCGAAAACCUGAUCAACAGCUCAAUGACACCCGAUACACAUGAUAUCCACCGUCCUCCUACAAAGCACAAAUCAUCUACCGUUGUGAUGGACCAAAUGAGGGAGGGUGACCUGGGGCAACAGACAACCAGCCGUCACAGCCAUGACAACAAGCAGAAUGACAAAACCUCCACACCCAAGCCCAGUGAAAACACUAAACACAGCUCCAACAAUAGCCCCAGGGCCAUGGAGUCAACACCAGUCCACCACACUAAGAUCACUUCCCAGGGCCCGGCAUCCAAUGAGGACAAAGACUCUGUGAGAAGAGAACAGAAGAAGAGGAAAGAGAUGAGGACACCUCACAGUUUACAGAGGGUCUCCUCGUCUGCCACACGGGAGAACCUUGCUGCCGACGUCAAGACCAAAAAUAAGCUCCGUCCCAGCAAGUGCGAGAGUCCGGCAGUUCCCAGGAAAUCAGACAGCCCCAGCGAAUACCCGGUGCUCUCUUCCGUUAGAGAUGAUGUGGUCAGCAACAAAAUAGUCUCCAAGCACAAAACAUCAGGGAGUCUAGGCCUUCAAGCAAAGAGAAGCUCCCUCGAUAACUGCACGCCAAGGAAAGCAGAGAUGGCGCAUCAUAUUAAUGGGGAUUACAAAUCCAAAAAAGGGCCUCUUGGACGGCCUCUCCAUUACCCAGUUUCUAAAGUGUCAGCGCUUCCUAUGAACAAUUCCUUGAAUAAGUCUAGGCCAAAGACAGGGGUGAGGUCCAUGGAGAGCCACUCCUAUAGGACAGCAGAGUCGCAGAACAACCUCCUGAGCCAGCUGUUUGGCCAAAAGCUCACCAGUUUUAAGAUUCCUUUGAGGAAGGACACUUCAGAACCAAUAAACUGACUGUGGGAAGGAUCUGUGGGAUAGAAAACAAAGAGACUGAAUAGUUGUUCACGUUAUUGAUGAUCAAGACAAUUCAUGACCAUGAAUGAGAUUGCAUGGCUCUCUGUGAAAUGUUUGUCUAAAUACUUAUGUUGUCACUUUAUGUCUUCUUCUCUUGUGAGGAAUAAUGGCAGAGAUCAUUUUAUUAAUCUAGAAUGAAAAUGCUAGUAGGGCAAAUCAUUGACUAAUUCCUGCUAUUCUUAGGUUGAACAUUAUCUUUUUCAGAGACUAUAUUUCAUUUAAAAAAUUCAAAAAGAAUACUUGAAAAUAAAACAGAUUUUUCUUCUUUUAUUUCUUUUCUUUUUUUUACAGCUAAUGCAUGUCAGUUUCACAAUCAAAAAGUGUUCAUAGAGAAUAUAGCUUUUUUUAAUGCAACAGGACCAAAUCUCAUCCCAACAGACUUGGACUAUGUCAGUGCACCUUUUGUAUAUGCUUCUCCAAAAAUUAGUCUUUUUGUAUUUUUACCUUACUGUACUUCAUUGACAUUCAUUAUAUUAGCUUUUGUAUAAACAUUGAUUGGUGCUAUGUUAUUCUUUAUUGUAAUGUGAACGCCAAUGUCCUCAAACUGAAGGGAACAUGAGAUCUGUAGCAGUUGCAUUCAUCCAACCGUUUGUGCUGGUUCUCUGUAGUUUCUUUAAAAAAAUGGUUUUUAAAAAAAAAAGAAAAGAAAAAAGACUGUGUAAAACCUCCUCCAACAAAGUAUUCAUCUGUACAUCCUUAGGAAAGAAAAUUAGGAAAGCUUGCAUCUGUACAAACUCUAGGUGCAUCCAAGGACUAUUCACAGUCCUGAGACCUGUUUUAGGAGCUCCUCCCAUGCACUGAUAUUACCACACAAAACACACACUCAGUCCUCCGUGUCUGUCCUCCAACUGUUUAAUUAUGAAUAUUAUUUACUAAGACAAAAAAGGUGCUUUAUCUUGUUUAUAUGUAUCUUAUAUUGUAUUAUAUUAUAGGUAGAAGAUUUCCUGGUGCAAUGCUCAAUGUCAAAGUUUUAUUUUAAUAAUGUGCAACAGAAUCAGAGAGAGAGAGAGAAAGAGAGAGAGAGAGAGAGAGAGAGAGAGAGAGAGAGA
Oncorhynchus masou masou (cherry salmon) is the source of this 12975-nucleotide messenger RNA. RefSeq names its product zinc finger protein 469. NCBI's taxonomy places the organism in Eukaryota, Metazoa, Chordata, Actinopteri, Salmoniformes, Salmonidae. Bases 572 to 11866 code for a protein of 3764 amino acids. The record is from RefSeq and is a predicted model, not a curated record. The transcript has 5 exons.